AUCUAUAUACCUGUGGAAUUACAGUAAGAUCGGUCCUAUUUCCAAAAUAUUUCUUACUAGUUAUUCCAAAAGUGACCCAAAAACCAUUUUUGUGGGGAUGUUAGGUCAGGAUUCAGGAGAAGACGUAACCUUCGAGGCUCUCUUCCGCAACAGUGCCGACGGGUAUGCCAGUGCAGAUCUCAAUCUGGACCAGGCGCUGCAGCGAAUCAAGGAUCGUCGGGAACAGGAGGCCCUGUACUUCAAGCUGUACAGCCGCGUCGAGGUGCAGGAGUGGCUCCUAAAAGAUUCCGUCCGGAAUAAGGCGUAUCGCGAAGCCAUAAUUGGCAACGAAUUGUUCCGGGAGAAGACGGUGCUGGAAGUAGGAUGCGGCACGGGUAUAUUUUCGAUUUUUGCUGCCAAAGCGGGGGCUAGCCGAGUAAUUGCCGUGGAUGGGGCCAGCAUAACCGAGUACGCACGGAGAAUAAUUCAGGACAACGGCUUUAGUAGCGUUAUUACUGUCGUUCAGGCGAAAGUGGAGGAAGUGGAACUACCAGACUCUAUCCAAAAGGUCGACAUUAUUCUUUGCGAUUGGAUGGGGCAGUGCCUUUUUUCCGAAAACAUGCUGGAAUCAUUGAUAUUCGCGCGGGACAAGUGGCUUGUGGCAGGGGGCUAUAUUUUCCCAGACACCGCCCAACUCUAUCUGGCGGCCAGCGAGGGCGGCGACAGGGAUAUCGGCUUCUGGGACGACGUGCACGGCUUCGACCUGGGAGCUGUCGGAAGGAGAUUCAAGGAGAAGGCGGCAGUGGAGCACGUGCACCCCAGCCAAGUGGUGAGCAAGCCGUGCCUGCUCAAGUCUCUGGAUCUCUACACCAUGCGUCGCCAGGCUGCCAGCAUCCGCUCCUUCUACGAGCUGAAGGUCACGCGGACUGCGAAGGUCCGAUCCCUGCUCGCCUACUUCGACGUGGGGUUCAGCAAGAGCCCGCAGCGCGUUAGCUUCAGCACUUCGCCCAGUGCCCCGUGGACGCACUGGAACCAAACUGUCUUUCACCUGGAGGAGCCAUUGCCCGUGCGGGUCGGCGAGUCCAUUAAGGGCGUGUUCGCCAUGCAGCCCAGUGCCGACAACCUCUUCGAACUCAAGUUUGACAUUUACCUGGACUUUGAGGGGAAGGAAAAGUCGAUCACCAGCAAGCAGUCCUUCGUUCUGACGAACACUGUAACCCUGUGUUGAGAAUGCUAAUUAAAUGCCAUUAAGAAAUGAGAA
Drosophila ananassae is the source of this 1240-nucleotide messenger RNA. RefSeq names its product protein arginine N-methyltransferase 8 (gene Art2). Gene Ontology annotation, molecular function: protein-arginine N-methyltransferase activity. Gene Ontology annotation, cellular component: nucleus. The transcript is spliced from 3 exons. Gene Ontology annotation, biological process: peptidyl-arginine methylation. The record is from RefSeq and is a predicted model, not a curated record. NCBI's taxonomy places the organism in Eukaryota, Metazoa, Arthropoda, Insecta, Diptera, Drosophilidae. Bases 98 to 1207 code for a protein of 369 amino acids.